GUAUGCAUCUUUCCAACACAUAAAUCUCGUUUGAGUUUACUCUAUCUUUAAAACGAACAAAUCCGAGAAUGUCCGAAUGCUAUAAAUAAAGUUUAUGACGUUUCAUCCUCUUUUCGUUUGGAUUUAUCGAGACAGAAGCUUGAUCGAGACAAACGUUAAAACGCAAUGACAACUCGAGCGACUGUUAACCAUUUCUACAGUCAGGAUGAUUGUCUGGGACUUGGAGCAACAUGUGAAGUGUUUAAAGGAAUAUCCAAGACUGGUGAGAUUCGAGCCCUCAAGGUGUUUGGGCUGCGAGCCGACCACGACAUGGAUCGUGAGAUCAAAGCUCUGCAGAAUCUCCGCCAUCCUAACAUCAUCAAGUUCUACGGGAUGGAAGAAGAGUUAGGGUCCAAGAAGUUGACUGUCAUAAUGGAGUUUUGUGAAGGAGGAAGUUUACUGGAUUUGUUAAACAAACCAGAGAAUGCUUAUGGAAUGGAUGAAGAUGAAUUUCUGCUGCUGCUCAAACAUAUGGUUGCUGGGAUAAAGCACUUCAGAAAGAAGGGCUUCAUCCAUCGUGACAUCAAACCGGCCAACAUUCUCCGCAGCAUCGCUGAUGAUGGGCAGUCCGUGUACAAGCUGUCAGACUUUGGAACAGCCCGACCGUUGGAUGAAGAUGAAUUUUUUCAGUCACUCGUUGGAACUGAAGAAUACCUGCACCCGGCUAUUUUCAAAGCUGCGUUCUUUGACCGAGAUCGCAAUCGUCAGUUCGACAUGUCUGCUGAUCUGUGGAGCCUGGGAGCAACCUUGUACCACUGUGCCACGGGCCGAGUCCCGUUCAGACCACACAGUGGCCGGGCAGACAAGGAGACCAUGUUUCUGAUGAUCUCGAAGAAACCUGAGGGUGUUAUUUCUGGAAUCCAGGCCAAGCAUCAUGGCGAGGUCAAAUGGUCACGUGACCUGCCAGACCUGUGUCCACUGUCAUUAUCUUUGAAGAAAUGUUUGACCAAGAUCCUGGCAUCUCUGCUGGAGACACACCCCAAAAAGCUGUAUACAUUUGAUGAGUUCUUCGUUGAGAUGGACGGCAUCUUGGAGAAAGAGUGUGUCACCGUUCUGACUACAACUACCACAAUAUCGCCAUUCUCCAGGAUUUAUAAAGACCCACAACAGAGCGUCCAGCACAUUCAGAAGGAGCUGGAGAAGGAGACUGCCAUCGCGGUGUGUGAUCAGAAGCUGUUCUGUGACGGUGUCAGUGUCUCUACCGAGCUCGAUCUGAGCGACGACGUCCGGCCCUUCACCAUGGCUCGACCAAUCAUCCUCAUUUCCAGCAAGUCAGAGGGUGCUGUAACCACUAGCAAUGACCCGUACAUGGCAGAAAUAUCAGAAAAUUCGGUCAGCUUCAUGUCUACCUGCCAGCCUGAACUCGACUUUAAAACUGCCAGACGGUGUCGGGACCACAUUGGUUUACUACAUCGACAGAUUCAGAGGCUGUCGGCCUGUCAACAACACAUUGUACAACUGAGACGUCAACUCAGAAGUAAUAUGAGAAACUGCAUAAAAGCCAAACAUUUGAAAGCUGAAUUUGUGAAAGGGAUUUUAACAGAUGUCUGUCGACUGAUUGAGAAAACUUUGGACCAAGAUAACUCCAUGAGGCCACAAGCUGUUGAUAAGUUGAUCAGUCAGAUACGCAGGGAACUGGACAUGUACAGUGAUGGCUGUGAACAGAAGUUCUUUGGAAGUCAGGACGGGAGUCUGGAAGAAAACAGCUGGUGUUUUGAAAGUGGAACAUGUGUCAGUAAGUUUGCCCGGUGGCUGGAUAUCGCCAAGUCUCUGUGUAGCCAGUUCAGUGACCGCAGGAAGAAAAGGCGUGUUUCCAGUCUCGACGAAAGAAUGACCAUCGUCGAAAAGAAACAGAUGAAGGAGCUGAUGGCCAAGUGUGUGUCUCACUGGACCGAUCACUGCUACAGCAAGACAAAGUUCCUUCUUGACAGUUUCCAUGUGUGGACAAGACACUAUUCUGAGGCGGAGGCUAGCUUGGAGAAAACCGAGGACCAUCUUGAAAAUGCUAAGACUUUGGUUAUACAGCUGGCAAGUCAGGUCAUUUCAAAAUCACCAAAUGAUGAAUCCAUAUCAUCACAGAAGUCUGUCUCCAGGAGAAACCAGGAAGCAAAGUCUAUCGAUUUGAUUGUGAACAAGUUGAUACAGGAAACAAAAGAUUCCAAAGAAGCAGCUCGGUCUAUGAGAGAGAGCUUGGACAGUUUGACAGAAGAGUUCGAAAACCUUGAAGUAUUUAACGCAAAUUAAACCAGUUGAUACAACUGACACCAUUUGAUGGAAGUGACUGUUACACCAUGUGACACAAACAACUUACAACCAACUUUACUGUUAUUUCAUGGAGUACUUGUGAAGUACUUUUGAAGUACAUGUGAAGCACAUUAACUAUAUUGUGAUAAACAUAGCUACUCGUAUUUAAAUUUUCUUAUACUUUUUGUUAGUCUUUUUAUUUGUUUGCAACAGUAUAGGUUGUAUAUAAUUAUGAAUUCAACAUAUUGAUUUAUUUGUAUAUUAUUUUUAUAUAACUGUUAUUUCUAUGGAAGUUGUUGGAGUAUAACAAUUGUUAUUAGCACAUCACAGAUUAAUUUUUAUUUUAUUUAUUGUAUCUAAUGACUCUAAAUGUAUGUACGUAUCUGUAUUUACCAGAUGUCAUAAUAAUCUUGUAUUUUGACACUAAAAUAUGUCAAAAUGUAAAAGUGCUGUGCCAGACCAUACACUAAAAUAUGUCAAAAUGUAAAAGUGCUGUGCCAGACCAUACACUAAAAUAUGUCA
This is a messenger RNA of Gigantopelta aegis, 2805 nucleotides long. RefSeq names its product serine/threonine-protein kinase TBK1-like. Bases 166 to 2283 code for a protein of 705 amino acids. Lineage: Eukaryota; Metazoa; Mollusca; Gastropoda; Neomphalida; Peltospiridae. Gene Ontology annotation, cellular component: cytoplasm. Gene Ontology annotation, molecular function: protein serine/threonine kinase activity; ATP binding. Gene Ontology annotation, biological process: peptidyl-serine phosphorylation. The record is from RefSeq and is a predicted model, not a curated record. The transcript is spliced from 18 exons.